This is a messenger RNA of Phytophthora sojae, 837 nucleotides long. RefSeq lists its product as hypothetical. The record is from RefSeq and is a predicted model, not a curated record. Bases 1 to 837 code for a protein of 278 amino acids. NCBI's taxonomy places the organism in Eukaryota, Oomycota, Peronosporomycetes, Peronosporales, Peronosporaceae. The transcript has 2 exons.
AUGGUGUCCUUCCCGCUGCGCCGGGAGCUCAAGUUCGCGCUGAUCGUGGCCGCGCAGCUGCUGCUCUUCGGCCUCUUUCUGCUCUACGCGCCAGCGCAUGACGGCGGCCUGCUGAGUAGCCGCGUGCCGCCGCCCAACGCGCUGCGCCGCUGCAUCUCCAGCGCGCACCGCGACCUGCGCUACGUGAGACCGGGCGUGUGCGUCACGUCGGAGCAGCGGCUGCGCGCGCUGGAGGACCUCGUGUACGCGCUCAAGGUGAUGCUGGAGAACGCCAAGGUGGCGUACUGGAUCGACAGCGGCACCUUAUUAGGGGUCUACAGGGCUCGACAGCUCGUUCCGUGGGACUACAACGCCGAUAUGGGGGUCACCAUGCCCGGACUCGAGUACCUCCGCACCAUCAACAAGGAGGAGCUUGAGGUGCCCGAGGGCUACGAGCUUACCGUGUUCAAUAGCUCACUGUACGAGGCGGGAGACACGUCGACGGCGGUGCCUGCGAGGUUCGUGGACACGAAAUUCGGCUUCUACGCGAACAUUUUCGCGUUUAAGGAGUUCGAGGGGCUCUUCAAGGACGACGUGAGGCCGGCGACUGCCCCGGAAGUGGAGGAGGACGUGGUGGGGAAUGGCGUGGUGGUGGAGAAGCUGAUGGGGCCCGAGCCGUCGGAGAUUUGGCAGCGAUGUAUGCAUUGCCCCGUGCACUUCCGAGUGCCGAGGGAUUGGAUCUUCCCGCUGCGGAUGUGCAAGCUCGAGCUGUUCGAAGUCGUGUGCCCCGCUCAGAUGGCGCCGUACUUGAUGUUCAUCUUCGGGAACAGGUUCCUGACGCCGGAGCUGUGGGAGUGA